Molecule: messenger RNA, 295 nt
Organism: Pelobates cultripes (western spadefoot toad)
Lineage: Eukaryota; Metazoa; Chordata; Amphibia; Anura; Pelobatidae
Source: the annotation of a GenBank genome assembly
AGCCGCCAAUUCUAAAAAGGGGUCUCUCACCCCCUCCCUGCGCUGGUACCUCACCACACCACUGGACCUGGCAUCCCAGAUCCCAUCGGACGAGGCCUCUGACAGCACUGGGGCUCACUCACCUGCUUUCUCCCCUGCAACAUCACCAGCCCAUGAAGACAGAGACUGGGGAAGACUGCUGCAAGCUCUGCCCACAUGUGCUGACUUGGCGGCUGCCAGCAACACACUGCAGGCCUCCAUCCGGCUGGACAUACAGGGCCUUGGAGACCGCUUGGGAGCUCCCAUCAGCACAUAA